CUCAGUUCUGAUCCUUGUGACACUAUGGAAGAAGGGAUUUUUUUCCACCUUAGUUUUGAGCAAAACUCCUACACUUAAUGAAACUAGGUCUGCACAGGAGUGAUCCAAGACCUGCACAAGAUCUAGGCCAUCAAAAAGCUUCUUACCCCAUUUUUAAGAUUCAUUUAAAUGGUUUUGGAAGACUUUUGAGCCACUCUGACUUUUAAAAAUGGAGAGAUGUACUUUAUCGAGGAUGAGAACUAAUAGUGGAGUCAUCUGCAUGAUUUUUGUGCUCUUUCUUUGCUGCACUACUGGAAAAUGCAAACUCGAGGAAACAAAACCAACAAACUCAGUAAGCCUUGACACUGUCAAACCUCAUCCAAAUGACAUUGGGGAACCUCAGCCUUAUCCAGAGGAGGAGCAGGGCAAACUUCCUGUGUUUACAAUGAACUACAGUCGGAUCCAAAUCCCAUUUGAAUUUACUUUAUGGGUACUGCUGGCUUCUUUUUCCAAAAUUGGUUUCCACAUCUACCAAAAAAUCACAAUCUGGAUCCCAGAGUCAUGUCUACUCAUUGGCAUCGGCCUUAUAGUUGGGGGCAUCAUGUACUCUGUGAAGGAGGAACCCCCCGCCGUUCUCAGCUCCGAUGUUUUCUUCCUCUACAUGCUCCUACCCAUUGUUUUGGAUAACGGCUAUUUCAUGCCCACAAGGCCGUUCUUUGAAAAUGUUGGGACGGUGUUGUGGUACGCUGUGGUGGGAGCGUUGUGGAACAGCAUCGGCAUAGGCCUCUCUCUCUUUGCCAUCUGCCAAUUUGAAGUGUUUGACCUUCAAGACAUUAAUCUGCAGGAGAACUUGCUUUUUGCCUCAAUCAUCUCUGCUGUGGACCCUGUGGCAGUUCUUAACGUGUUUGAAGAUGUUGGAGUCAAUGAGCAGAUCUACAUAGUUAUUUUUGGAGAGGGUCUCUUUAGUGAUGCCGUCACGGUGGUCCUCUACAGCAUGUUUGCCUUUCUGGCCAACAUGCCAGCCAUUGACUCUAUAGAUGUGUUCCUGGGCGUGGCCAGAUUUUUUGUGGUGGGAAUUGGAGGGGUCCUUUUCGGCCUCCUAUUUGGCUUCAUGGCGGCGUUCACCUCCCGCUUCACCAGCAGGGUGCAGGAGAUCGAGCCCCUGUUCGUCUUCAUGUUCAGCUACCUGGCCUACCUGGUGGCAGAGCUGUUUGCCAUCUCCAGCGUCAUGGCCAUCAUCAUAUGCGCCAUAACGAUGAAGUACUACGUGGAGGAAAAUGUUUCCCAGAGAUCCUGCACCACCAUUCGCCACGUUGUCAAGAUGCUGGCUACCAUCUCUGAGACGCUCAUCUUCUUCUUCUUGGGUGUGGUUACCAUAACAACUGUCCAUGAGUGGAACUGGGCCUACAUCCUGUUCACGCUGCUCUUUGCCUUCCUGUGGAGAGGACUCGGAAUUCUGGUGCUGACCCAGAUCAUCAACCCGUUCCGGACUAUCCAGUUCAAUUUAAAGGACCAGUUUGGCUUGGCGUACGGAGGCCUGAGAGGAGCAAUCUGCUUCGCUUUGGUCUUCACUCUGGGGGACACAAUUAAUAGAAGAAACCUGUUUGUCACGGCUUCAGUCGCCAUCAUCAUAUUCACAGUUUUCAUCCAGGGCAUCAGCAUCCGCCCCAUAGUUGAGUAUAUAAAGAUCAGAAGGACCAACAAAGAUCUUAAUACUAUUAAUGUAGAGAUUCAUACCAGGACAAUGGAGCACCUUCUUUGUGGCAUUGACGACUUGUGUGGACAGUGGGGUCUAUACUGGAAAGACAAGUUUAAAAGGUUCAACGAUCGCUUUUUGAGACGCAUCCUGCUGCGAGACAGGAAAGCCGAGUCGAGUAUAGUAUCUAUGUACAAGAAGCUGGAGCUUCAAAAUGCCAUUGAGCUACUGGACACAACGAUGGGAGACAUCAGCGCAGCUCCAUCUCUUCUUUCCCUACAAGAUGAGAAGAAGGAGGCAUCUCGGCCAAAGAAGAAGUUCAAGGCUACUGACAUUAGGAAAAUGCAUGACAUCCUGUCUAAGAACAUGUACAGAAUUCGACAAAGGACCACGGCUUUCACCAGCAAAUACAGUCUACCAGAUGACAGCCAAACCAGAGAGAUUCUGAUUCGCCGCCAUGCAAGCAUCCGACGCAGCCUCCGUGCUGAGAAUUUCCGUGAACAGCCAGCACAGAACAUCUCCAAGUCUCUGAGGUACUACUCCCUCCAACCUGGUGGUAAUCUGGAUUCUGCUUUACCUCUCAGAAGACGAAGUCAUGCUAUUCCUGAGGUGGAUCGCUUGCGGUCAUCUGGUGUGUCUCCACGCUCCUCAUCCCGCUCGCUAAUUCCAAUGAGCAAACUGAACACAAUUGAAGAAAAAAGAAGUCCAGUGGAGGCAUCAGUUGCCUCCACACACCCUCUGGAACCAUCUUCUACAGAAGACCACCUGGAUGAGGUGUUUACAGGCUCGAGGGUAAGAGGACGUAGAGCCCCUGUUCCCGCAGCGAGGAGACGUGGCCAAAAUCGGGUUGAUGAAGAUGAAGAUGAGAAUAUCUCUGAAAGUCAAGGGGAGGAACGGCAUCUACCUCCUCGAGGCUGGGCCCCUGAAAACAGGGAUCUUGGAGCAAAUGAGGCUGGAAACUCAUUACUUAGACCGUCAUCGCUAAGAUCCCAACGCUCAUGGAGAACAUGACAAACUGACCUUGUAUUUUGUACACAAAGAAGUUAUUUCUUUCUGAUGGAUGUAAAAUUUGAACCUAGAAAUAUGGAGUAGCAGGCUUCCAAUAGAGAGUGUACUGUAUAAUGUUCACCAGGACCCAACAAUCCGUUAUUUUUGUAUUUGAGGACUUAAUUUGGAUGUAUUUAUUUUUACGUUUCGACUGUCCUGAGCCAACAGUGAUAAAAUAAAUGGAAUUUGUAGGUAAAGCCAUUAUUAAUUUUUUUUUUCUUUUUAAAGUCUGCUGUUUUCUGCAUUCGCACAGGAUUAAAGGUUGACUAACUGAGCUCCCACACACAACAGUCCCUUAUCUUAGCAAAAUGUGUUCUCCCAGCCAAUUCAACAGAUGGCUGCAUGAUGUGUUUAAAGAUGAGAGUGUUGGCUAAAAUUAGCGAGAUGCUGAAGUCGAAAUUAAUUUCAUGAAAUGAAAACGUAAAGCAGUCUUUGUCAAAGUAAAAAAAAGGGCCAUUUGCUGAAUGUUUUGCCAAGCUUCAGUUCUCUGCACAUAUUAAAAUGGUAUCAGAACAAAUUGCAGUCAAAAUAAUAUAGGCAGAACCAGGAAGUAUGAAAAAAUGACAACAAAAAUUUGAAGUAAUACAUGGUUAACAAAUUUGCUGUCUAUUAAUGUGGAUAAUUUAGCUAUAAAAUGAGGAUUAUACUCAGGAAACUGUUCUCCCGCUAUGUUUUGAUUAAAAAAAACAACAUUUUAUCCUUACAGUGGUAUUUGAAUUAUAGCAACAAAUAAGGCAUAAACAUUUAAAAUUAACUUUUGUUAUCUGAACUAAAAACCAAAUAGAAUUUUGAUGCCCAUGAUGUAUAUUUCUGACAACACACAGAUUCAGUUAUCUAAUCUGAUGGAGUUGUUAUAAUACACUGCUGUAUGUUCCACCAUUUAACCAGUACAUCUGAAACCAGGAAGAGGACCCACAGGUACUAUUAAACUCAGGAAAGAGGAGUUCGAGCAUUAGAUGUCUUAAUGUUCCCUUUUAUUAGUCCACUCAACUCUUUUACGGCCCUCUGUUCUCAUAAACCUUCAGAGGUAAAGCUGUACGUCUGCCCGGCAAAGCUUUAAACGUUGGGAUGAAUUGUUUUUACAGUUAGCAGAGGAAGCUAACUCUUACAGCUGAAUCAAAGAAAUUCAGCUGUAUAUCACAAUGCGAAAAAACAGUGUCCCUUUGAUAUUGCAUUAGUAAAGCUCUGCAAUAAUAGAGUUUCCACCUGAAACUGUGUGCAGUGAUUUAAUGUCAUAACAGAGAAGAGACAAGCGUGGAUUUGUUGUGGGAGGAAGCCUUGAACAGGAGACAGACGGUAUCUCCUCAUCUGCUGUAGGAGGCAAAACUCUAAGCUCAGCUCAGGUUUAGUGACCAAUAUUUCAUAGGUAAAAACACACAAUGACAACUGAAGAUAAAAAAAAUGACAUAAACAUGAUGAAAACAGGCAAAAAGUUGGACAGAAAUGGGGACAUUGUUAGAUCGGUUGAAAGGAGCAGGAUGUGGGUCAACAUGCAAGGUUGGCAUCUAACAUUUUUAACACGACUCCAAAUGACAACAAACGGCAAAAAUGAAGAGGCAGAAUGUUAAGAACUAU
Molecule: messenger RNA, 4297 nt
Organism: Poecilia latipinna (sailfin molly)
Lineage: Eukaryota; Metazoa; Chordata; Actinopteri; Cyprinodontiformes; Poeciliidae
Product: sodium/hydrogen exchanger 2-like
Biological process (GO): sodium ion import across plasma membrane; potassium ion transmembrane transport; proton transmembrane transport
Cellular component (GO): plasma membrane
Molecular function (GO): sodium:proton antiporter activity; potassium:proton antiporter activity
Source: RefSeq, a predicted model, not a curated record